AUGAGCAAGGGCCAAUCCACGCUGAAGUUCAACAAGAACUUAGUGCCGUCCGUGCAGGAUGCCAUCUCCUCGGCGGAUCUGGUGACUCGUCUGGCGCAGCUGCACGAAGAGCUGUCGAUGCUGGAGCAGGGCCAGGUGAAGCUGAAGUCGCUAGAAAAGUGCCGGGCAGACCUGAUAAAUAAGAAGCUGGUGCGGAGCAAGGAUACGGGGGUGCAGGCGUUUACGGCGUGCUGCCUGAGCGACGUGCUGCGAUUGUACGCGCCGGACGCGCCGUACAACGAGGACGAGCUGGCAGAGAUCUUCGGGCUGUUCAUCGGGCAGUUCCGGCUUCUGGCAGACCCCGAGAACGGGUACUACGUGCAGCAGACGUACCUGGUGACGCGGCUGCUGGAGUUCCGCUCGAUUGUGCUGAUCACGGACCUGUCGGGCUCUGCGAAGCUGAUCGAAGAGAUGUUCGAGGUGUUCUACGACAAGGAGCGCAACACGUUCGAGCCGAAGCUGACGAAGAUCAUUGGCUCGCUGCUCGGGGAGACCAUCUCGGAAUGCGACACUGUGUCGAUGUCUGUGCUGCGGAAGAUCUUCAACAAGUUUCUGACACACGAUUUUGGCCCGCUGCGCUCCCUGCAGGCCUCCGCGCGCGACCCGGCCUUUGAUUUUUCUCUGACGAUCUGCCAGUCGUACAGUAACCGACUCGGGCGGCAAUUCACGAAGUUCUACUCCGAGAUCCUGUACGGGAUUACGAACCCUGGCUCGGCCGGCUCAGGCGAGACCGCGGGCCUGCAGUCGACACUUGACUCGGAGUUCAAGACUCUUCUGAAACUGCAUAAACUUACGGCCAACAUAUGGGAGCAUGUGCCGGAACUGCUGGGCUCCGUCGUCGGAUUUGUGCAUCAGGAGUUAUGCUCAGACAAUGUGCCGCUGCGAAUUGGGGCUACGCGACUUGUAGGUGAUUUGUUAGCCGCACCCUCCGCUGCCAACUUCGUCACGAUGCAUACGGACACAUAUAAUGCCUGGAUGUCGAAGAUAGCGGACAUAGACGCCACGGUGAGGCGCGAAUGGGUGAAAGCCAUACCUAAGAUACUGGAUAACAGGUCUGAUUUGGCAACAGAUAUCUGCAAAGGGCUCAACAAGACACUAAUGGAUACCGACGAUGUGGUUAGACUAUGCAGCUUAGAAGCGCUGAAAGAACUAACAGUCCCCACGAUCUGGGAGAAUCUCAGAGAUCCAACGUUAUAUACCGAAUUGUUGCAGCUUACCAGAGAGAAGAACAAAGACAUUAGGGAGACAUGUAUCAAUGUUGUGACCAAUCUUUACUCGGAGUCACUCCAAACUAUACCACGCACCCAAGUCAAUACAGAAGUGUGGGAAGUGGUGGACAAGGUUCCCUGCGUUCUGUUUAAUUUAUACUACAUCAAUGACACAAAUAUUAACUUCCAGGUUGACAACGUAAUUUUUGAACGCCUCUUUCCACUCCAGCCGGACGAUUCCGUACGUGUACAGAGGUUACUGCAUUUAUUAAAAAGCUUUGACCAGAAGGCUUUCUCUUCCUUCUAUGCCUUCAAUAAGAGGCAGCUACAGAUGAGCACUGUGCUCACAAAAUUUAUUGAAUUUUGUGAUAUUAUUAACUCAGGAGAGGCUGAAAACGAAAUAAGACUGAAGCUAAAUAAAACUAUUGAGUGGCUUGUAUUUAGUCUUCCCACUCAGAUAGACUGCAAGGCCAUCCUGGAGAAGUUUACGGAGUUAAACGAUAGACGGAUACAGCACCUCAUUAAAGUAAGCAUCGCCAGAGAUGUAAAAUACUCCACCAUGAAAAACUCUAUUACCGAACUGUUCUCUAGACUAAAAGAUGAGGAGCUCUUUAGGAAGAAAGGUGUCAAGAUUGGGUCGUCUUUUACAAGAGAUGCAUUCCAGGCCGUUAUCAAAGUUUUAAUUUACAGAUCUGCGCCAUUGAUUUAUAACACUUCCACAAUCCCUCUCUUACUUGGAACUGCAGGUGAUUCCAAAGAAUUGGAAAUUAAAAAACAGCUAGUAGAACAUAUAUCGAUUGUUAACCCAUCUGUUUUUAAGGAUCAGAUGGAAUCAUUAAAGGAGAUUGUUAAAAGAUUAGAUGAUCCGUCUAGUUCUCCGGAAGAAGCAAUGACGACUUACGAAGCAUUGAAGACUAUGUACAAGAUUUCGAAAUCUCUGCCAGAUAGUUUUGAUGCGAGUGAUGAGUUUUUCCUCACUAGGCUAAAGGAUUUUGCGGUUGAUGGCUCGGCUACAGAAGCUAAAUACGCGGUAAAGCUGAUAGCGUUAACGCCAGGGAAAACCGAAAUACUGAAAAGCAUUAAGACUCAAAUUUUACCAUUGGACAUUUCGAGAAGUAAAAACUUUGAGUCUCAUGUGUGUGUCUUGGCGCAGAUUUUCAAGAUCGAGCCUCGCAUAUUGGAAGAUGACUCGACUGAGAUAGUGGGCUAUCUGAUAAGAAACGUAUUAUUAGCUAACCAGCGCGUCGGAGAUCUCAAAAAGGACAAUACAAUAUGGGUCUCUGAUAUGCAGUUAGAGCAUGAAGAGUACCUACCACUAGCCGCUAAAUUAUAUUCUUUGAAGUUGUUCACUAAUAAGCUGCGGUCGAUUGCGGAUGAUGUAAACCAUGACGAGAUUGCGCAAGCUUUGACAGAAAAGACUAUGAAAUUAUUCUUUUACUUAUUGGCAAGCGGAGGUGAGCUAGUGUCAGAAGACAACGAGGAGAAUUAUCCAACACCGAAUGCCUACCAGACAAAGUUAAGGUGCUCCGCUGGUCUUCAAGUACUGAAGACGGCUCGGAUUCCGAACUUUAACAGGUUUAUUUUGCCCCCUGAUGUUAUGAAAUUGGUUAAUUUAGUAGAGGACGAAUGUUUGGAGGUGAGGAAAACCUUUUUGGAUCGCCUAAGGACCUAUAUUGGUAAUGAACAUAUCUCUAUAAAAUUCUUACCACUGGUAUUCUUUAUGGCAUAUGAACCAGAUUCGGAAUUGAAGCAAAGUAUCAAGACAUGGAUAAACUUUACUUUUAACAAGCCCGCCUUCCAGAAGGGUACAUUCUUCGAGCGAGCAUUACCCAGACUAGUGCAUUGUAUUGCUCAUCAUCCUGAUGUUACUGAUGGGUUAAACGACAAAGAUGAAACAUAUCUGAAUAGCGUUGCAACAGCCAUUGACUACUUGAUAUUCUACUUUGACGCCGUUGCCACCCAACAGAAUAUUUGUUUGCUUUACUAUUUGGCCGGUCGGAUAAAGCAAUACAAGGAUAAUAUAGAGGAUGAAUCCGCAGCCGAAUCCCCACACGGACGCAAUAAUGCUUCACAUAUUUAUGUCAUAGCAGAGCUCGCCCAAUUGAUUAUGUCUGAGCUUAAAAACCAACGGGGGUGGAAUCUACCAGUCUACCCUGGGAAGCUAAAUCUGCCUUCUGACCUUUAUCAGCCAUUCCCCAAUAUGGAAGAGGCGCAAAGAAACGCGUUCAUGAGCUAUAUAUCAGACCAGCAUGUUGAAACACUGACAGUAAAUAUAAGGGCCAAAGUAUCGCGCCUCUCUAAUCGCGCCAAUUCACAUCGCCAAGGGCAGAGGAAGAGAAUUCAAGAAGCGCAACGGCCAUCAUCAGCCUCAUCUAAAACUAAGAAGAAGCGCAAAGUUGUCGAUGAGGGAAGCGAGGACGAAGAUACACCAAGCUCUGCAGGUGACUACAGGCCAAAGAGUAGGAGCCUCAAUGCAGGCCCAGUAAGGAAAAGCUCAAGGCAACGCAAAAAUAUCAACUAUCAUGAAGAAAAUGACGACGAGUCUGAGAACGAAGGCUAA
Molecule: messenger RNA, 3807 nt
Organism: Eremothecium gossypii ATCC 10895
Lineage: Eukaryota; Fungi; Ascomycota; Saccharomycetes; Saccharomycetales; Saccharomycetaceae
Gene: PDS5
Product: sister chromatid cohesion factor PDS5
Exons: 1
Coding region: 1-3807 (1268 amino acids)
Biological process (GO): mitotic sister chromatid cohesion; DNA repair
Cellular component (GO): chromatin; nucleus
Source: RefSeq, marked provisional